Nerophis lumbriciformis (worm pipefish) is the source of this 1203-nucleotide messenger RNA. The record is from RefSeq and is a predicted model, not a curated record. Lineage: Eukaryota; Metazoa; Chordata; Actinopteri; Syngnathiformes; Syngnathidae.
AUGGCGGCGGAAAUCGAACCGCGACCGCAGGUUCGGAAGCCAUGUUUGCUGAGCAAAAUCGACGGCUUUCAGGACGUGGUGAGCGCCGCGGUCAUCAUCCCCAAAGAGGAUGGGGUCAUCAGCUUGUCUGAGGACAGGACAAUUAGGGUGUGGAUGAAGCGCGACAGCGGCCAGUAUUGGCCGAGCAUCUACCACACUAUGCCAUCCUCGUGCUCCUGCAUGACCUUCAACCCAGAGACUAGGCGUCUGUUGGUGGGCAUGGACACCGGAAGUGUUUGCGAGUUCAUCUUGUCGGAGGAUUACAAUAAGAUUACUCCCGCGCGCACCUACCAGGCACACCAGGGAAAAGUGACGGUGGUGUUGUAUGUUCUGGAGAUGGAGUGGCUACUGAGCACGGGUCAGGACAAAACCUUCACCUGGCACUGCUCAGAAAGCGGACAGCAGCUGGGAAUGUACCACACAUCUGCAUGGGUGUCUGGACUGCAAUUUGACGUUGAGACUCGACACGCUUUUGUUGGCGACCAGUCAGGUCAAGUGACCAUUCUGAAGGUGGAGCAGGACAGCUGUAGCUUAGUGACCACAUUCAAGGGACACACUGGUAGCGUGACUGUGUUGUGCUGGGACCCGGUCCAGAGGGUUCUGUUCUCAGGCAGCUCGGAUCACUCUAUCAUCAUGUGGGACAUCGGCGGGCGCAAAGGCACUGCCAUCGAAUUGCAAGGACACAAUGACAAGGUGCAAGGCUUAUGUUACGCCUCGCACACGCGCCAGCUCAUCUCGUGUAGCUCCGAUGGCGGCAUCGUCAUCUGGAACAUGGACGUGACGCGACAAGAAACUCCUGAGUGGCUCGACAGCGAUUCGUGUCAAAAAUGUGAACAGCCUUUUUUCUGGAACUUCAAGCAAAUGUGGGACAGCAAGAAAAUUGGCUUACGACAGCAUCACUGCAGGAAGUGCGGCCAGGCUCUGUGCGGAAAGUGCUCGUCCAAGCGCUCCACCAUCCCGCUAAUGGGCUUUGAGUUCGAAGUGCGCGUAUGCGACGGCUGCCACGCUUCCAUUACGGACGAAGAUCGUGCCCCCACGGCUACCUUCCAUGACAGCAAGCACGCCAUUGUGUACUUGCAUUACGAGCCUACCACCGGGUGCCUGCUCACUUCUGGCACUGACAAAGUGGUCAAGCUUUGGGACAUGACGCCUGUGGUUUCAUGA